GUUUAACAUCAAUAAAUAAUGCUAACAAGCAAGAGUUAUUACAAUUGGAAAAAACACCAGAAAUCUCUUAUGAAGUUCCAGCAUUAAGCACCAAAAAAAAUGAGUUUAGAAAGCCAAUUUCUUGUCCGGGUGGUUGUGAACAAACGUGCUAUGAGGUAUUAAGGGGAUGUACACUUGCUUGUCUUGCUUCGAUUUUUCCUCCUGUUUGUCAAGCCGCUUGUCUCGCUGCUUAUGGCACCUACCAAGGCAAUUUAGAGAAUAUUACUAUUAGCAGUCCUAAAAAAAUUUCAGAAGGCAAUUUAAUGGGUUUAUAUGAAUGUGAAGUUUAUUUACCAAUACCAGUCAUAGAAAGAAAACAACACCUAAUUUAUUCUGUUAAUCCUGCUGAAACGCUUUGUCUUGCUUCAGAAUUUGUAAAAAGUCAAUUACAAUUUCUUAUUAAUCGUGGCUAUACUAUUAGUGAAGCAGAAAGUCAUAAACCUUGA
Dentiscutata erythropus is the source of this 485-nucleotide messenger RNA. The record is from the annotation of a GenBank genome assembly. Lineage: Eukaryota; Fungi; Glomeromycota; Glomeromycetes; Diversisporales; Gigasporaceae.